Messenger RNA from Phaethon lepturus (White-tailed tropicbird), 1365 nucleotides. It is a transcript of the gene GSS, whose product is annotated as glutathione synthetase. The transcript is spliced from 12 exons. The annotation marks the transcript as partial. Lineage: Eukaryota; Metazoa; Chordata; Aves; Phaethontiformes; Phaethontidae. The record is from RefSeq and is a predicted model, not a curated record. Gene Ontology annotation, biological process: glutathione biosynthetic process. Gene Ontology annotation, molecular function: glutathione synthase activity; ATP binding; glutathione binding. Gene Ontology annotation, cellular component: cytosol.
GUGGCCGUGGACGCGGCGCUCCUGGAAGGCGUGCUGAUGCGGACCGAGGGGGAACCCAACGCGUCGGAUGUGGUGAAUUAUGCUCCCUUCACGCUGCUCCCAUCUGCAGUACCAAGUGUCCUGUUUGAACAAGCGUAUGCUGUUCAGCAAGAUUUUAACCUGCUGGUGGAUGCUAUUAGUCAAAACAAAGAAUUCCUGGAGCAUACUCUGGCCAGCACCAUCAAGGUAGAUGACUUCACAGCUCGACUCUUCAGAAUCCAUAUGCAAGUUUUGGAGGAAGGCUUGGCUCAGUCUGUGUUUUUAGGCAUAAACCGCUCUGAUUACAUGUUUGACUGUGGGGUGGAUGGGGCACCGGCUCUGAAGCAGAUAGAAAUAAACACCAUUGCUGCCAGCUUCGGAGGCCUCACCUCCCGCACUGUGGCAGUCCACGGGCGGGUGUUGAAAGUGUUGGGAAAGUCUAAGGAGGCAUCGUGCCUGCUGCCCAACAACCCAUCAAAAGGACUUGCCUUGGGUAUUACAAAAGCCUGGGAGCUCUAUGGCUCUCAAAGUGCUGUGGUGAUGUUUCUCGUGGAGGAAGUCCAGAGGAACAUUUUUGAUCAGCGAUGUAUAGAAAAUGAGCUUUGGAACAGGAAUAUUCGGGUCAUCAGGAAGCGAUUCAGAGAUGUAUUUGAAAAGGGGUCUCUGGAUGAUGCCAAGAGGCUGUAUAUGGACGGCCAGGAGGUAGCAGUGGUGUACUACAGAGAGGGCUACGUGCCAGGGAACUACAACCAGCAGAACUGGGAGGCACGGCUGUUGCUGGAGAGAUCAAGGGCAGUGAAGUGCCCUGACAUUGCUACCCAACUCGCAGGCACCAAGAAGGUCCAGCAGGAGCUGAGCCGGCCAGGGACGCUGGAGACAUUGCUGCCUGGCCACACUGAGGCUGUUGCUCGGAUCAGAGCAACGUUUGCUGGACUCUAUUCCCUGGACAUGGGUGAAGAGGGUGACAAGAUAGCUGCUAAGGCUAUCGCUGACCCCGAACGGUUUGUGCUGAAGCCACAGCGAGAAGGUGGAGGGAACAAUCUCUAUGGUGAAGAGCUUAAGCAGGUUCUGGAGAAGAUCAGAGACAGCCCUGAGAGAACCUCCUACAUCUUGAUGGAUAAGAUCAAACCACAGCCAGCUAUGAAUUACUUGCUGAGGGCUCACAGUCCCCUACAAGUGUCUGAGUGCAUCUCGGAGCUCGGUAUUUUUGGUGUCUACGUCAGACAGGGCAAGGAGAUGGUGAUGAACAAGGCUGCUGGCCACCUCCUGCGGACGAAGGCGAUCGAGCACGCAGAUGGCGGGGUAGCGGCCGGGGUGGCAGUGCUGGACACCCCUUACUUAGUGUGA